GGUUACACUUUUGUCCUGCAGCCCUUGUGUUGCAUCUCGGCCAAAUCCAUGCGGUUUAUUUGGAACAACAUUUUCAGCAAAGGAUCGCAUAUGCUGCAGUGUCUUUGUGGCAGGAGCCUCAAGAAAAACAAGAACCCAACUGAACCACAGCUGAAGGGCAUAGUGACCAGGUUGUUCUGCAGGCAGGGCUUCUAUCUCCAGAUGGGCCAGGAUGGAAGUAUGGAUGGGACCAAAGACGACAGCACCAACUCCUCUCUGUUUAACUUAAUUCCUGUGGGUCUGAGAGUCGUGGCCAUCCAAUCAGUCAAGACUGGCCUCUACAUCGCCAUGAAUGGAGAGGGUCACCUCUACUCCUCGGAACUGUUUACAGCGGAGUGUAAGUUUAAGGAGUCGGUGUUUGAGAACUACUAUGUGAUCUACAGCUCGAUGCUCUACAGACAGAAGGAGUCGGGUCGAGCCUGGUUUCUGGGCCUCAAUAAAGAAGGACAGGCCAUGAAGGGCAACAGGGUCAAAAAGACUAAACCAGCUGCACACUUCCUGCCUAAACCUAUAGAAGUUGCGAUGUACCGAGAGCCUUCGUUGCAUGACGUAGGGGAGGCGGUGCCUAAACUCGCCGGGGGCCCGCCUUCCAAAAGCACAACCAGCGAACCAGUGGUCAUGAAUGGCGGCAAGCCAGUCAACAAACCCGACAAAGACGAAACAUAA
This is a messenger RNA of Scomber scombrus (Atlantic mackerel), 705 nucleotides long. Its product is annotated as fibroblast growth factor 14-like. The transcript has 6 exons. The coding region runs from base 49 to 705 and encodes 218 amino acids. Gene Ontology annotation, biological process: animal organ morphogenesis; positive regulation of gene expression; cell differentiation. Gene Ontology annotation, cellular component: cytoplasm. Gene Ontology annotation, molecular function: growth factor activity; fibroblast growth factor receptor binding. NCBI's taxonomy places the organism in Eukaryota, Metazoa, Chordata, Actinopteri, Scombriformes, Scombridae. The record is from RefSeq and is a predicted model, not a curated record.